This is a messenger RNA of Caenorhabditis elegans, 521 nucleotides long. RefSeq lists its product as uncharacterized. The transcript is spliced from 3 exons. The coding region runs from base 3 to 521 and encodes 172 amino acids. The record is from RefSeq and is marked reviewed. Lineage: Eukaryota; Metazoa; Nematoda; Chromadorea; Rhabditida; Rhabditidae.
GAAUGCCAAUUGGAGACUAUUUCAAUCUCGUUCAGAAUUUAUUCCUGAUUGUGCUGGUCUUCUGCCCAUCAUGGAUCUUGUGCCACGGAAAGAAGAAACCAUCGAAAACAUCGUCGAGUUGUAAGAAGACCGAUUCUAUAGAGCCGCCCAAAUCGGCAAUUAAACCUCCAAUAACUGAUCCAACACCGAGUAUGUUGGCCAAGGCGGGACCAGAUGAGAAGAAAGACGAGCCAAAGGAUGAGAAAGGAGAGACUAAGAGCCCGGCUCCAGAUGGCGAUGCUGCUGCUGCUGAUGCAGCAAAACCUGUCGACAAGUCGCAAAAGCCAUUCCCCAAGUUUGAGAUGCCGACGGAGAGCAAGAAGAAGAAGAAGAUGGCUGAAAAUGAGGUUGAUAAGAAGGAGAAAAUGAAGAAUGGGUUCUAUCAGGAGAAGUCGGAUGAAGAUGACACACUUGAGAAAGUGGACAGUCUAAAGGUUGAACAAUCUGAUAAAACCAAGAGAUCAAAGAAAAAUAAGAAAUAA